UCAUACUCAAAAGGCCACUGUUCGUCGGACUUCCAUGGCACGCGCUACUUUUUAUCCAUCCUUUGAAUGCUGGCUUCCUUCCGUUACUUCGUAUUUGACAGUUUGAUAUAACAUAUUUAUAUCGUCCAUAGGAAACAUUGAGUUUUGAUGAAAGGUGAAGCGCAGUAUUCGUACCAAGCGAUGUUCCAUCAUUUUCUAUGUAAAUUUAAAUCAUAAAACAGCGAUUAGUGGAUCAAUAUAUUGGAGGAAUAAAUAAUCGAAUAUUUUGAAAAAUCAUUUGGUUUUGGGCGUUGGAUUGUUUCACAAUUAAGCAGGAAUGAGUGCGUGAAAAAUUUGAAGAGACACAGUUUUAGAUAUUAAUGUUGAGUGACAUUUUUAACGAUCGGGAAGAAUCGCUUGAGCUGAAAUGAUACGACGCAACAAACUUCCUUAAAUUAAGGAACCGAGAAAGAGAUAAACCAGUGAGAUGGAAGAUUCAGAAGUACAGGAAGGUGAACUCAGAGAUGAGGUCGGUUGUUUGAAAUUCUCACCUCCGCCCAUGAAGAAAUCCGACACCAGAGACAGUAUUUCGUCGAUCGAUAGCGACGUCAGUUUAUCGUUCGAUCGAAGGGGCUCAAAGGGCGAAGAGGCCGAUGCCGAUUUCUCGGACAGUGGAAGCUCCGAAUUGGAAAACACUGAAUCUGCACUCAUAGCUUCCAUGCAACGGAUCAACUCUCAAGGGAAACUUCAACAACGGCACAAGACGAAAAACAAUUGUAACAACGUUAAAAAAAGUUCUGAAAGCAAUGCAACGCCGGCAGAAUCUGCCGAAAUAUGUCAAAACGAGAUGACACACGGUAGUGAUAAAAACAGUGAAAUUGACCAGGCAACACCGGUUACUGGGGAAAACACGGUCAACCGGAAAACUACUGAUGAAGAGGAUGAUGAAGAAGUACCACAGUGCAGUGAGGAAUUAGCUGAAAAAAUAGCCGCUCAGGUUGAAUUUUACUUCAGUGAUGAAAACAUUUUGAAGGAUGCCUUCCUUCUCAAACAUGUGAAAAGAAAUAAAGAGGGAUACGUAUCGCUCAAGCUGAUCUCAAGUUUCAAACGAGUAAAACAUCUCAAUCGGGACUGGAGAAUAGUGGGGAAUGCCUUGAGAACUAAAUCAACGAAGCUCGAGGUGAACGAACAGGGCACCAAGCUGAGAAGACGUGAUCCGCUGCCGCCCUACGAUCAGACAAUGCCCUCCAGGACCAUACUCGCUGCUAAAUUACCGCUCGAAAAAUUAUCCAUCGAAUCAGUUGCUGAAUUGUUCAGUCAAUGCGGCGAGAUAGUGCUCAUUAGAGUUCUUCGGCCUGGAAAUCCCAUGCCAACGGAGGUCCGUCAAGCAAUCGCCAAGCGUUCGGAACUCGCAGGCAGCGAAGAAUGUGCUCUUGUAGAAUUCACUGAUUCCGCAGCUGCUCGAGCUGCUAUGAGGCUCUCUUUGGGUGAUGCGCAAAUCUAUGAAUUGCAGCAAUCCUCAAAUACCGAUAAAAAAAGAAAGCAAGUCGUUCAGAGACAAGCAGCUCAGCAUCCAAGUGUACCAGCUACGAAGAAAACCGUGCAUACAACAAUGCCGAGAGAAAAUACGUAUAAUUCGUCGAGCUGUGCCAGUGGCUCCGAAGCAGAGGAUCCUCGAAUCAUGAGAAAUGGAAAGCACCCGAAAUCGCAUACAUCUUGCCAUCAUAUAGCUUUUGCGCCUACCACUGGCCAUAGCUUCCGAGGUCUGCCCACACCGGAAGCAUGGUUAACACGUCGACUUUCCUCCUGUGCCGUAACAGGUGUCGAGAACACGGGUAACGGUGUAAUACUGAGACGACUCUCAUCGUGUUCUGGAUCUGGUUCGAGUUCGGAUACUGGCAGUUAUUCAAAUAGACGUUUCUCGUCGUGUUCCUCCGGCAUGGAAAAUGGCUGCGUUCCUUCAGGGCUGUAUGAUCCAUACAUGACGCAUCCGGGAUCUCACAAUGGACCCCAAAUGUAUCCCACGGUCGGUUAUUACACCCCAGGAAGAAGAUUUUCCUGUUGCUCGGCGUCAGGAUCUGUUCCUGGAUCACCAACACCUGGAUAUGGUUAUGGUUACGAGUAUACGAAUUCAAACAAUUUCUAUGGUCAAACGGGACGUCGUGGAUCUGCUGACUGUGGCCCAUUUCUACGGAGACUUUCCUCAUGCAGCAGGGACUCGGGAUUCUUUGAUCAAAAUAAUCGAAGAUUGUCUUCUUGCUCCUCAAGCUCGGACUCUUGUUCAGGAUCAUUCCGACCUCGCAGUAACAGCAGUUUUCUCUUGAUGGCUCAUCUCCCUGAAAACGUCACUAGAAUGCCCUCUGGACCAGACGGUACACGUGGCUUUGGUCGACCACUUCCAAAUGUCAACAGCGAUCAUCGUAGUGCAACGCAAUGUGCAUCUACCAUUCAAUCAUCGUGCCAAUGAUCUCCUCUCAUGUUUCUGGUUAAGUGUAAUAUCAACAUUUCAAGACUGAUGCAGAGACAAUAAUAAUUUGAACGCAGAGUUCGUGUCAUCCGUCCUAGUAAAUAUGUUACCUUUAAGGCUCAAUGUAAAUAGCUAAUAGCUGUAAAUGGGUGCCGAAAAUCAUUAUUUAUAUAAAUCCUGAAAACACUCAGCAGAAUGAUUCAUCCUUAUCAGUAUAAGAAAAAUGAGGCUUGUGUAUUCCAUGUAUUAAAUCAAUCUGAGUUCGCUAUCGA
Molecule: messenger RNA, 2718 nt
Organism: Venturia canescens
Lineage: Eukaryota; Metazoa; Arthropoda; Insecta; Hymenoptera; Ichneumonidae
Gene: Achl
Product: La ribonucleoprotein translational regulator Achilles
Exons: 4
Coding region: 467-2446 (659 amino acids)
Biological process (GO): RNA processing
Cellular component (GO): nucleus
Molecular function (GO): mRNA binding
Source: RefSeq, a predicted model, not a curated record